CAUCUUCAUCUGAAUCUGAAAGAAGAGGAGUUGGUAAAUGUGACGUGGGAGAUUGACGUCUUCCAGUUCCUUUGCUCUGCACACCAAAUAAGUAUCUGAAACUUGAGAUUUCAUUCUCCCUCCACAUCAACAGUCUCCUCACUCUCAUUUUUCGCUUUCAUCUGUUGCGCUGAGUUCAUACAUUAACUUAGAACGAAAAUGGAGGGUGAACUGAAGCCCAUGGAUGCAGAGCAACUGAGAGAAUAUGGUCACAAAAUGGUGGAUUUCAUUGCUGAUUAUUACAAGAAUAUCGACAACUUUCCUGUUCUCAGUCAAGUUCAGCCCGGUUAUCUACGUAAGCUACUUCCUGAAACCGCACCUGCUCAUUCUGAGACAUUGCAAGAAGUUCUUGAAGAUGUUCAGACAAAAAUAUUACCGGGGGUGACUCAUUGGCAGAGCCCAGAUUACUUUGCAUAUUUUCCUUCUAAUAGUAGUGUAGCUGGAUUUUUGGGGGAGAUGCUCAGUGCCGGGAUUAACAUGGUUGGUUUUAGUUGGAUAACUUCCCCAGCAGCAACCGAGCUCGAAAUGAUCGUUUUGGAUUGGCUUGCUAAAGCACUUAAGUUGCCUGAUGAAUUCCUUUCAACAGGUCAAGGAGGUGGAGUCAUACAGGGCACUGCAAGUGAAGCUGUUCUAGUUGUGCUUUUAGCUGCCCGGGACAAGGUUCUGAGAAGGGUCGGAAAAGAUGCAAUUGGAAAACUGGUGGUCUAUUGUUCUGAUCAAACUCAUUCUGCUUUACAGAAAGCUUGCCAGAUAGGAGGAAUUCAUCCUGAGAACUUUCGGAUGCUGAAAGCAGUCUCAUGCAGGGAUUAUGCUCUUUCUCCUGACGCACUUUCAGAAGCUGUAUCACAUGACCUGGCCACUGGUUUAAUACCCUUCUUCUUUUGUGCUACUGUAAGGAGAAUAGAAAAAAGAAGAUACCAUAUUGGUACAACAUCUUCCACUGCUGUGGAUCCUUUGCUUGCGCUGGGAAAGAUUACCAAGAGUAAUAGCAUGUGGUUUCAUGUGGAUGCUGCCUACGCUGGAAGUGCAUGUAUCUGUCCAGAAUUCCGGCACUAUAUUGAUGGUGUAGAAGAAGCUGAUUCUUUCAACAUGAAUGCACAUAAGUGGUUCCUGACAAACUUUGACUGUUCAGCUCUCUGGGUCAAGGACCGGAGUGCACUUAUCCAGUCACUGUCAACAAAUCCUGAAUAUCUCAAAAACAAAGCUUCUCAAGGGAACUUGGUUGUGGAUUACAAAGACUGGCAAAUUCCUCUUGGGCGCAGGUUCAGAUCAUUGAAGCUGUGGAUGGUAUUGAGACUCUAUGGGCUGGAAAAGCUUCAAGCUUACAUAAGAAAUCAUAUAGAAUUAGCAAGGCGUUUUGAGGAACUCGUUGCUCAAGACCAGAGGUUUGAGAUUGUCACCCCUCGGAAGUUCUCUUUGGUUUGCUUUCGCUUACGACCACCCCAGAGUAAUGAAGAUUAUGCCAACAAACUGAACCAUGACCUGCUAGAUGCUGUUAACUCAACUGGGAAAUUGUUUAUUUCUCACACGGUUCUUUCAAAUAGAUACAUACUACGCUUUGCAGUAGGGGCCCCACUGACAGAAGAGAGACACAUUCUUGCAGCUUGGAAAGUUUUUCAAGAUGAGGCUGCUACAUUGUUAAGCAAAUGUUAAUAGUAAACCAAUUAUUUCACGUCAUUAUUAAUUGAUCACAUUAUUGAAAUGUAACUUCUUUUGUCUUGUUCUCAUUGACACUUCUAUUACAGUAUUUUACUUGAAUGA
This is a messenger RNA of Nicotiana attenuata, 1800 nucleotides long. Its product is annotated as tyrosine decarboxylase 1. The record is from RefSeq and is a predicted model, not a curated record. Gene Ontology annotation, biological process: amino acid metabolic process. The coding region runs from base 199 to 1692 and encodes 497 amino acids. Gene Ontology annotation, molecular function: pyridoxal phosphate binding; carboxy-lyase activity. The transcript is spliced from 13 exons. NCBI's taxonomy places the organism in Eukaryota, Viridiplantae, Streptophyta, Magnoliopsida, Solanales, Solanaceae.